Apis laboriosa (Himalayan honeybee) is the source of this 3242-nucleotide messenger RNA. RefSeq names its product protein BTG2-like. The record is from RefSeq and is a predicted model, not a curated record. Gene Ontology annotation, cellular component: cytoplasm; nucleus. Lineage: Eukaryota; Metazoa; Arthropoda; Insecta; Hymenoptera; Apidae. The coding region runs from base 664 to 1197 and encodes 177 amino acids. Gene Ontology annotation, biological process: negative regulation of mitotic cell cycle; negative regulation of cell population proliferation. The transcript has a single exon.
UUCGCGUGAGUCAAAGAAAAGUGCGUCAGUUAAGUUUUGCGAGAAAGUUUUUCCGCAGUUAUAAAGUGAACAAAGUGAACCAGCGUGAUAGGAAAGAAAGUCAUCGUUAUUGCGAUCGUUUGAAUUUUACAUUUCGUCGUCUUAUCGAUUCUCGCUGGCAUCCCAGGGAUCGGAGAAACGAUUUCGAACGAGUUUACGAUCGAAAAAGAUUACGAUCGCAGCACUUACUUGCGAAGGAUUAAUCUCGUCACAUUUGCGAGAUCAUCCUAACGAAAUCGAAAAUUUUCGAAGAAAUAUAAAACGAUUAACGCAAAGAUUCGAUACAUUGAAACAGUUUGUGUUAAAUUGUUUCCGAUAUUUGCGGAAGAAUUAUCGAAAAACUCUCGAUAUUUUUCCUCGCACUGGAGUGUCGACGAACGAAUAUUACGCGCGAUCGUACGACGUGGCGGCGACGCCAUUUUGUGAACACUCCUGUGUGCGUCCCGUGAGCAACGGUCUCACUCGAGUCAUAACCUUUCAAACCACGGAAAGAAUAGUGUUUUCUUUCGGCCGCGUCGUCUCUCGACUGUCUCGGGAACGGAAGAAGUGGAGGAAGAAGAGUGGUUUAAAAUCGACAAAAUUUUACCAUAGACCAUUCGUCCUGGGUUAUAUCGCAUAGCAACCAUGAGACUGGAAAUUGUGUCAGCGGCGGAUUUUUUGGUGCAUUUAUUGCGUCUUCAGACGGGUCAGUUGUCUGAACGUCAGCUGGAGAUGUUUAAGUCCUCUUUAACAGAGGUACUACGUCAUCGUUACAGGGAUCACUGGUUUCCAGAUCGCCCAAAUCGAGGUUCUGGCUAUCGUUGCAUACGCAUUAAUGGUAAGAUGGAUCCUGUAAUUGCACAGGCAGGUGCAAAUGUUGGAUUAUUACCAACAGUACUGCAUAACUUAUUUCCAAGCGAGCUCACUAUGUGGAUUGAUCCGUCGGAAGUAUCGUACAGAAUCGGAGAAAAUGGAUCGAUUUGUGUUUUAUAUGAGCGUACAGAGCCCGAACCAGAAGAGGCUCAACAACAUCAACAUCAACAUCAACACCAACACCAGCAUCAACAUCAUCAACAACAGCAGCAACAACAGCAACAACAAUUUGAAAGUUGCAAAGAUUCGCUACUGUUGGAACACUCGCAAUUUAGCGAGCAAAUCGCCGCGUUCGUUUCCAGUUGAAGCGUUUUUCGGCGCAGGUUCACCGAUGCGAUAAAAAUCGCAUCUCGCUUCAUUUCCAUUGGACGUGCAUCACGCUCUCGGACUGAUCAAAGCAUAUACGUUUCGUGAUAUGUGAUCGCGUUCCUCUGGUCGGGUGAAUAUUCGGCUCGUGCACACGAACGCGCAAUUCUAUUCUAUCUGAGUCGAAUUCCUCCAAAAUUAAGUGUAACAAGCUCUUUCGUGUACAUCGUUUUAAAAAUGAACAAGAAAUGUGUAAAAAAUGUGUAUAACUGUUUUUUGGCUAAAUUUGAUUUAUUGAAGAAAUACGUCCAAUACAUAUUGUCCGAUGGAGUCUCGACGCUUUCUCGACGGGUUCCUGACGAGUCGCAACGAUCAUAAUCACAGUUGACUCUAGUCCAAUCAAACAUAUACGAGUCAUCCUGAAUUUUCGUCAAUCAUACGAAAAAGAAAAGGGUACUCAUAGCAAGAAGAAGAAAGAAGUGUCACCAUCAUCGUUUGAAUAUUCGGAAAAGAAUACUGCGCGUUCGCGUAACGUUGUGUACCUAGACCAGCGAUCCUUUAAACGUCCUGAUGUGUCUCGCGAGAAGAUUCAGAUUUUUCCAUCUCAUUAUGCUGGAAAUACUGGCUGCUGGCGAGACCGGGCCUGCAAAAGUGAGAAAAAAUAUGGGCGAGCUCCGCGAGGAUCUCUCUCAGUCCGACAAAUUGAUCUCAGCUCUCCUCCCCGCGUAUAUUUCUAUUUAUUUCGAAAAGAAAUUACGCCUGGAUAGGGGAACAACGAACCAGUCUGACUCGCUUUUCUGUUCUCAUGAGAGGAAAAGCGAAAUAAACCUCUCUCCCUCAAGAAGAAUUCAACGUGUUUUUAUUGUCAUAAAAUCUCUUUUCUUCCACGUCAAAACAUCUUUUCUUUUUAUGUAUCAAUCUAAUUGAUUAUUCUGAACCCUCAUGUUCCGAUGUCUGGUGUUUGUCAAUAACGAAAGACGAACAUCGAGGAAUAUGAAAUAAAAAAGGACAAGCAAUUCACUUUUUAAUGGAAAAUCGAUAAACAAUAUACUAUAGGCUGCAUUCUCUCUUCUGUCCGCAUGGUCAUCACGCUGUGGUCGUCAAGGAUUUUUUUCUCUCUAACCUCGCACUAUCAAUGCAAAUUACCACCGAGCCACACACAAACACCAAACACGUAUUGUAAAAGACAAGAAUAAGUUGAAGAAAAAAGGAACAAACGUAUACAUUUCUGUCAUCACAUCGUCAAAUACAUUGAAGGAAUUUGUUAAUCAACAAUUAUUGAUCAAUCGAUUUUUGAUUUUCUUCUUUGAUCCGGAACUUUUUUCAUGGAACGUGUGUAUGCUAAUAAGCAUGAUAACGAUAAAUAUCUAUCAUUUUAUCCUCGGCGUCAUUGGCCCACUUAUCGUUCUUGGAUCAUCCAUUGCUAUUCUUUCAUUGGUCGUCGACAUUGGUGAUCGAGCAAUCAUUAACUCGAAUCACAUGUUAGCAUCGUUGACAAAAAAGAACACACGUUACACUUCAUACGUACAAACCUUUAAAAAGCGUGAGUUUAUAUGUACAUAUAUAUAGUUAUUAUGUAUGUAGAAGAUACAUAAUGCGCAAACUUCGUUUUCGUCCCUUGCGCAUAUAUGAUAUGUCAAAUUGUAUAUUAUCUGUUUUCUGAGCAUAAAAUGAGUGAAUGUGAGCAAAAGAAAAAAAAUGAAUGGAAAUGAGGGAGAGAAAAAGAAAGAAAAAGUGAGAUUGUAUAUGAAUCUAGAGUAAAUGAGAAUAAGAAAAAGAGGAAUAUAUAUUGUAUGUAUGAGAGAGAGCAAAUGAACAAAUAAAUAUGAAACAAAUAACUGUGAUUGAUUUUGCAUGAUGAGAAAGCGUAUUUCGUGCAUAUCGAAUAAUUAUCUUUUCUGGUGUUUCGAACGAUAGAAUGAUCGAAUCGAACGAAGAAUGCAUGUUGACACGAAUGAAAAUGAAUGUAAAUGGAUCACGUGGUUAAUUUUCAAUCAUUCAAUUCAAAUUUGACAAUAAUAUCUUUUCUUUUCAAAAAUUUAUUU